This is a messenger RNA of Miniopterus natalensis, 1221 nucleotides long. RefSeq names its product alanine--glyoxylate aminotransferase (gene AGXT). Gene Ontology annotation, cellular component: peroxisome. The record is from RefSeq and is a predicted model, not a curated record. Gene Ontology annotation, molecular function: L-serine:pyruvate transaminase activity; L-alanine:glyoxylate transaminase activity. Lineage: Eukaryota; Metazoa; Chordata; Mammalia; Chiroptera; Miniopteridae.
GGCUGGGUGCGCACCAUGGCCUCGCACCAGCUGGUGGUGAGCCCCCCGGAGGCCCUGCUCAAGCCCCUGCUGGUGCCCAACCGGCUCCUGCUGGGGCCGGGCCCUUCCAACCUGGCUCCACGCGUUCUCGAGGCUGGAGGACUGCAGAUGAUCGGCCACAUGCAUAAGGAGAUGUACCAGAUAAUGGACGAGAUCAAGCAGGGCAUCCAGUACGUGUUCCAGACCAGGAACCGCCUCACGCUGGCCAUCAGCGGCUCAGGGCACUCUGGCCUGGAGGCCGCCCUCUUCAACAUCCUGGAACCUGGGGACUCCUUUCUGGUCGGGGUCAACGGCAUGUGGGGGCAGCGGGCAGCUGAAAUCGGGGAGCGCAUCGGAGCCCGCACACACCCGAUGAUCAAGGACCCUGGAGGCUACUACACGAUGCAGGAGGUGGAGAAGGCCCUCGCCCAGCACAAGCCGGUGCUGCUGUUCCUGACCCAGGGGGAGUCCUCCAGCGGGGUGCUGCAGCCCCUUGAUGGCUACGGGGAGCUCUGCCACAGGUACCAGUGCCUGCUCCUGGUGGACUGUGUGGCAUCCCUGGGCGGGGCCCCCAUCCACAUGGACAGGCAAGGCAUAGACAUCUUGUACUCGGGCUCCCAGAAGGUCCUGAAUGCCCCUCCGGGCACCGCACUCAUCUCCUUCAGUGACAAGGCCAAAAAUAAGAUCUACAGUCGGAAGACGAAGCCCUACUCCUUUUACCUGGACAUGCAGUGGCUGGCCAACUUCUGGGGCUGCGACGACAAGCCCAGGAAAUACCACCACACGACCCCUGUCAUCAGCCUGUUCAGCCUGAGAGAGAGCCUGGCGCUCAUUGCUGAAGAGGGCCUGGAGAACACUUGGCGACGGCACCGGGAGGUCACCUCGUACCUGCAAGGGCGCCUGCAGGGGCUGGGCCUGCAGCUCUUUGUGAAGGAUCCCGCGCUCCGGCUGCCCACUGUCACCACGGUGGCCGUGCCUGCUGGCUACGACUGGAGAGACAUCAUCAAGUACAUCAUGGACCACUUCUCCAUCGAGAUCUCGGGCGGCCUCGGGCCCUCCUUGGGGAAGGUGCUGCGGAUCGGCCUCCUGGGCUGCAACGCCACCAGGGAGAAUGUGGACCGAGUGAUCGAGGCCCUGGAAGAGGCCCUGCAGCACUGCCCCCGGAACAAGCUAUGACCUAGCCACCUGGUCACCUGGCCACAC